CGGUCUUGGUGGUGCUGAGGUGCAGGUGGUUGAAGUCACACCAUGCAGCAGAGUCCUGGAUCAGUUUCCUGAAUAUUGGAAGUCCGACGUGUACAGACGUGUCUGCCUCUGUAAAAGUUUGUUUGAAACAAGGAUGCUGGGGGAGGGGAGAGUAGUGGAGGAAUGGCUUUCAGAAUUCAAGACAUUACCCGAGUCUCAGUUUUCCAGCUAUGCAAACUCUCUCUAUCGGAAGAAGAAUCUGGUUCCGGCCCUCUACAAAAUCAUUCAGGACCCCAACAGUGAGCUUCUGGAGCCAGUGUGCAAUCAGCUUUUCGAACUGUACCGGAACUCUGAUGCCCGUCUGCGCCGCUUCACCUUGCAGUUCCUGCCCGAGCUGGUGUGGGUUUACCUGCGAUUCACGGCCAGCAGGGAGCGCCAGAUCAACGGCUGCAUCGAGGCUCUGCUGCUGGGCAUCUACAACCUGGAGAUUGUAGACAAAGAGGGAAACAGCAAGUUGUUGUCCUUCACCAUUCCUUCACUGUCGAAACCGUCUAUAUAUCACGAGCCCUCCAGUCUGGGUUCCAUGGCUCUGACAGAGGGAGCUCUAAGUCAGCACGAUCUAAUCCGAGUGGUUUACAGCGGCCUCCACCCUCAAAGGGAGACCUUUACCGCACAAAACAGGUUCGAAGUGCUGUGUUUCCUCAUGUUGUGCUACAACUCAGCCGUAGUGUACAUGCCUUCCUCGUCAUACCAGGCUGUGUGUCGCAUGAGCUCACGGCUGUGUGUGUGCGGGUUCCCACGGCAGCAGCAGAAGACCUGGCGGGAAGCGUGUAACCGCGUGGUGCUGGACCCUGAGUUCAUUGUGCAGAUGCUCACUGCCGUCUAUCAUGCCAUUUAUAACGGAGAAUGGGACCUGGGGAGAGAGGUGCUGGAUGAUAUUUUAUACAGAGCCCAGCUGGAACUCUAUUCAGAGCCUUUACUGUUGGGGAACGCAAUGAAGAACUCCUUGCCAGACAGUGCUCCGAAUGGUUCCCAAGGAAAAAAGGUACUGCAGGUGGAGGUGACUCCUACGGUCAGGAGGAUCUCUCGCUCGGCCAUUACUGCAGCCUCGAUUCGCAGGCUUCGCUGGAAGAGAGAAGAUUGUUUUGACUUCUCAACCGAGGCCGAGUUCAACCUCUCCAUCCAUUCGGGUCUCCACGCUUCCAUGGAGAUGGCAGCCAAUCCCAUACGAGGAGGGAGGGGCAUACAUGCAAUCACACUUGAGGACACUGACGGCAUGAGUGGAGGUGAAGAAUCCUUCAACCUGAACGACCCCGAUGAAGGGUUCUCCUCCGGAGCGUCCAACAGCAGCCAGCCGAGCACAGGCCGAGCGUCGGGGAGCGGAGGAGUGCGGACCAGCACGCAAAAGAGCUCCAAGAAGAGCAGCUCAAGUCGCACACACCGAGAAAAAGAGAGAGAGAAGGAGAUCUCGGCUGAGAAGCAUAAAGAGCCGCAGCACCCACAGAGAGCUCCGUCUCCUCCACCCGCCAUCACACUGGACACCAUCGAACUUUCCCCAAUGAAGAAGACGCAAAGCCUGAGCCGGACCUGCAGCAUGAGCGCCGGCGUGAGCGGAGAGCAGGAGAAAGGAGGAACAGACGGAGGACUCUGCUCCGGAGGAGGAGGAGGAGUGCACCGCCUUUCCAGCCUCAGUCUGAAAGAAGAACAUCUGGUGCGGCCUGAAGGAGGAAGGAUCUGCUGUCUCCUGGAGCUCCUCUGACCAAGCAGUCUCGCUCACCCAGCUUCAACAUGCAGAUCAUAUCACAGGUGUAGAGCUCACACACCUGCAUCCCAAUCACCUCGUCUGCUUCCUGUUUCUCGAUGUCCAUUUUUUUUUUUCUUCCAAACCAGAACCCUGAUCUCUGGGGUGGGUCUGUUUAUCUUUCUUUAGUAUUUUUUAUUUUUUUUGGACAAGUUUGAUGGAAAUCUGAAUUGCCGCAAAACCGAAACAGCAGUAAAAAUAUGGACAGGGUGAAGACUGACUAUAGAUAAUAUAAAAAAAGUAUCGACAAAGGUUUGUAAGAAAUGUUUUUUAAGAAAGAAAAAAAUCUAUGAUGGAAAUCUAUUCUUCCUUCUCUCUCUCUCUCUCUCUCUCUUUCUCUCUCUCUCUCUCUCUCGUAUAUUCCUCAGACCAAAUUAAGCAUUCCACUUCUAACAGACUGAUGUUUUGGAUUCGGAUGUGUACCGCCCGAUCUACGCUGACCAGGCGUAAGCCGCCAUCUCCACUGCGUGGCAGCUUGAUCAACAGCUGGCCAGAUGUUUGAGAUCAAAGUUACUUAGAACAUACUGCCUCAUGAACUCAGAAACAGAAACGACACAGCAAUUUUUCGUUUCUCUCAGAGUAGUAUGACGUAAAAAGCCCAGUGAUUCCUGGGGAAAUACCGGCCAGUCCUUUUUUUUUUUUCUUCUUUUUUUUUCCCAAUUAAAGUCCGUUUAAUGAAAAUGUUCGGCUUCGAGAGAUCGGACCACUUCCGAGGCAGUGGAGAUUUUAAUUGGCUCUAGCCAGAAGAGAUCAGGCAUAUUUUUAUGAUUAUUCUUAUUUAUUGUUAUGGGACUUCAGAGAUUAGUCUAUAUUAAAAAAGAAAGAAAGAAAAAAGAAAAAAAAAAAAGAGUAAGCAAUAAAUCUUAGGUUGUUCGUUUUUGACACGAAGCAAUCAUUGCAGUGUCUCAGUAUGCAUUCCUGCUGAACUCUUGGGUCCUGUGCAAUUUCUAUCAAGGUCUUUUCUUUUAUUAUUAAUAUUAUUAUUAUUAUUAUUAUUAUUAUUAUUAUUAUUAUUAUUAUUAUGAAAGUUCUUACAGAUAGCUAGUUCUUUUCAUUUUUAUUUUCCGUCCCAAAGACGGUUCUAUUUAUAAUGUUAAACGUGUUCUAUCUAUAAACAAUCAAAUUACCUUCGACCUUGAUUUUGCUUUAAAAAAAAAAAAGAAUUGUUUUAUUAGUAUAUGAUUUGCAUCGAUUGAGGUUUUUUUUUUUCUUUUCUUCAAAUCGAUCUGUAUAUUCAAACAACUAUGUAUUUUGUUGAUUUGGGCGUGUUAGAGUUGUCUGUUUCACAUACUGGGGCCAAGAUGUUUAAGAAUGUUGUCGACUUCGUCGUUCUUGUUGCUGUGUAUCCGCUGAUCCCAAGCAGGAAAAAAAAAAGAAAAGAAAACGCUGUGUGGAACGAUAUUUUAAUGUGUCCCUGUGUCCUGAGCGAGGACUAUUGCCGUACGAGCGCAUUGUUUCUCUCCCAGAGGUUUAAAGCUUAAGAAGCAUGAUUCUGAUGUGCUGGUGUCAAACACGAGCUGUAAUAAUCCUGUAUUAUCCUCAGAAGUCUUGGAGUGUGUGUGCGUGCGUGUGUGUGUGUGCGUCUUGUGUUGGUGUGAUGCAAUCAAACAGGGUUCCUGGAGUUAUUAGUUCUACCUCGUCUUCUUUCCAUCAGCCUUUCAAACACUGGACUACACGCUGAAAACUCCCAGAAAAUGACUGAGGAUUUAUUCCUGUGUGUUGAGUCGUGGUUCUCCUGUCCAUCACCAUUUCAUUCAAGGCCUGUUUUCGUACAGGCGUACUCACGUGAUACCAGAUCUGACCACUAGAUGGUGCUUCUGGUUCCACGCACCGUGUAACCAGAAGCUCCAUCUAGUGGUCAAACCUGGUGGCAUUUUGUUUUUGCAGGAUAAUCAUGUGUGUAGGUGUCAUUUCUUUCUGCGUGUGUUUUUGAGUUUUUUCUUUUUCUUUAAUAAUAAUAAUAAUAAUAAUAAUAAUAGCGAUCACUGCAAAUCUGGUUCAUGCGAACGCUGACUUUUUCAUCCGUCAUGGCGCUUAGUGUACAUCGAGCCAGCGAGUGGGACGGAACCCAAAGGAAAACAAAAAGUCGCAUUUUUUAUUGUGAAAGAGAGCCAAAUAACUUAUGUAUAUGCAUGAAUGUAUAUUUACAUUCAAAAAUCAGUGCAAGAUCAGAUUUCGACUUGUGGGAGGACGUGGGGUCGAUCGGACGUUCUGCAGGAAUUGGGGGUUUCUGUGGGAGCGAAAGUUUCCCCGAAGGCAAAAGGGACUGCUGUGGGAAGAGGCAGGGUUAGUGAGAAGUUCUCCAGGAGUUAGACAGGAUUGCUCAAACGUAAUGAGUUCGAUUAGUCGGUUUUUCAGUGGGCACAGGAGGGAUUUCGCACUUUCUGUGCGAGUGAGUGAGAUUAGUCUUCAAGUUUGCAGGGUCGUUUGGGAUCGGUCAACUAAUGAGAGGGAAUUGGUUAACUUGUUGAAAUAGCAGGUGGGAUUAGUCAGUGGGGAGAAGACCAAGACUUCUACCAGUGAAUCCGCAUUACAUCCCUUCAUCCCACAUCUUGUGCCAACAGCCUCCCGAGUGGGACUGCUUUCACUGUCCAUGUCUUAAAUAGUGGUCUUAGUUCAGACAUGUACAAUAGAAACAAAAAAAACAUAGUGUAUUUGGAUCAAGUGUAUAACAAUGUCUUCUAAAUCUCUUAUCUAUGAAGUCACCCAUCCUGAGAAUUCGUAGUGUAUCUAAUUAUGGCAUGUAUUUGCUGUGGAUCUACAGACUUAGGUUAUUCCUGUUGGUUUGGUUUUUAUUUGUGUGUGUGUGUGUGUGUGUGUGUGUGUGUGUGUGUGAGAGAGUGUUUCUGGGAAACAGUUAAGAUUUGAGAUUUUACUCUACAGCCCUGAUUUGUCGAACUCUACUCUUCCUACAUGCAGUACGGUCAAAAUGACUCUUCGGGAAGUGCAUCAGGGUUGCGAUCUAAAACCUGCUGUAAUGUUUCACUAUAAACCGUCUUAACCUCCUCUCUGUGGCGUAGAGGACUACUGGCUGUUCUGUGUGUUUGCUGUACAGUUUGUUCUAAUCGGAGGUAUUCGCGUCUCUCUGUACUGUACAUUGCGGUGCGUUUCACUGCUCCUGCCCAAAUUUUUCUUCAUUAAGUGGAAUAGAGUGAACACUUUUUUUUGGGGGGGGCACUAAACUGUACUUGUCAUUAGGUUGGUACCUUUUGAUCCUUUGUAUCUAUUAUUUUUAUCCUCUUCUGAAGUGCUGAGUGUUUCUUAAUGUACCUUGAAAUGGAGGGUAAUUAGAGCUUAAGGAGCGCCGCUGUACGUGCCGUGUAUGAAAGGUACAAAAGAUAUCUGAUGAUUCUACAGCGUGUAGUUUUUUUUUUCCUGAAAGCUGUCAGAUUGUCCAUUCAUUUGUCUUUCAUUUCAAAAGUUAGUUUGGAUUAAAAAAAGCGAAUGUUCACUUUUCCCCCAAAUGUGCUCCAUCAGUGCCAUGGCUUUGGGAUAGUGUGCUGAAGGUCACGAGUUCAAAUCUCAUUUGACAAGCUUUCAGUUUUGGGCUUUUUUUCCUCUUGAGCCAGACUCAAGAAUCGCUCAGGAGGAGCCUGUUUUGAUUGUGGAGACUACUGAGCAAACGUUUAUACAUACACACCUUCACAAAGAAAACACACACAUAUUCUCUGAGAGUUCGAGCAUCCAAUUCUGCCUUUAAGCAUUAGGCCACGCCUCCUGCCUGAGUUGGAGAGAUUCUGGCCAUUUUAUAUGUAGUUUUAGUUAUUCUACUUCCUGUCAUCGAGUUCUUUUGAAUGAUCGUUUGUUUUUGUUUUUUUCCCCAUGAUUCUAAAUUCAGACAUUGAACUUUGAAGUAGAGACAAUUGUGCUGACGUAUCUUUUUGGUUAUAAUAUGGCUACUGUAGUAGUGUCCCUUCUCCUGUUUUUACUCAGAACAGACCUCUACCAGAGAGACGUGUGUGUGUGUUUAAUCCGCCCUCUGCGUGAUCGGAUUGCAUGUGACGUGUGUAAGCCUUUCUUUUCAUCUGAUGCACUUUAUCCAGACUUUAGUGUUGUCAGUGGCUGACAAUAGCUGUGUAUGUGUGUGUAUAUAUAUAUAUAUGUGUGUGUGUGUGUGUGUGUGUGCUUGAGAUGUGUGCUCGUGAAAACUGAACGAAAGUGAAUGCUAAAUCCUACUACAGACUACCCGACAACUAUUCCACACACACCUUACAAUCCAAAUCAUCUGUACAGGAACAGAUCUCCCUGUGGUGAUCUUCAGGUCUUCUUCCUUCUUCUUUACUCUGAACAGUUGGUCUUUCCACUCGUUUUAGUUCGAACUGAUACAAUUCUAUGCAAUUCAAGGUCGAUUGGAGUUUUUCUUUCGUCUUUUGUUGGAUCAAAUCUCUGGGUUGCUGGUAGGUUUUUAGCUGGACUGGCUGUGCAAGUUCCUCCUCAGGUCCUUCAGCGAGGAACCGCAUCGAAUUGCUGCUGUUUUAAGCGAAUGAUCUCAUGGUUUUAGAUCAGGUCUAAAGUAAGAGGUAAUUGUGUGUGUGUGUGUGUGUGUGUGUGUGUGUGUGUGUGUGUGUGUGUGUGUGUGUGUGUGUGAAAAUACCUACAAAUUAAGAAAUAAAAAGUCAGCUGGACCUUGUUGAACUUGCAGAUUUCUUUACCAUGAGCCAUGCAUGAGAUCUUUAGGAGGCGUGGUGAAGCAGAGGCACUGUUUGUCUUAUAGAAUGAGAGGUUACGCCGUACAAAACCAGUUUCACCCGAAAGCUGUAAAAGCAAUUUCCGAAGCGAAAUACUGUACCAUUGAUGUAAAUGGAAAGAUUAUUUUAAAACCUUGUAAAUAAAACUGUACAAAAAAAAAACAAACAAACAAAAAAGAGUAAAAGUGAGAUGUUCAUAUCAGUCUGCUGAUGCAGGAAAAUAUGGCUCUGUAUAUUGGUCAAUAAAUCUUGUGCUGUAACAGA
Molecule: messenger RNA, 6732 nt
Organism: Silurus meridionalis
Lineage: Eukaryota; Metazoa; Chordata; Actinopteri; Siluriformes; Siluridae
Product: protein FAM126B-like
Exons: 12
Coding region: 134-1738 (534 amino acids)
Biological process (GO): phosphatidylinositol phosphate biosynthetic process; protein localization to plasma membrane
Cellular component (GO): plasma membrane
Source: RefSeq, a predicted model, not a curated record